AAAAUCGUCAAUGUCUACCGGAAUCCAAAGGAUACGGCGGUAUCUAUGCAUUCCUUCAUGAAGCGACUAAACACCGAGGGAAUAAACAGUUAUCAAGGCACAUGGGAACAUUUCUUUGAAUUAUUCACCACAAAACCAGUGCACUAUAAUACUUGGUUCGAACACGUAAUGUCGUGGUUGGACUUCAAGAAGAAACAUCCGGACGUACCCAUUCUGAUGGUAUCAUUCGAGGACAUGAAAAAGGACCUAAGAAGCUGUGUUAAAAAGAUCGCAGAACAUCUCGGGACAAAACAAGACCCAGACUUUCUGGAUGAAGUUACAAAUAAAUGUCAGUUUAGCGCCAUGUUGAAAGCAAAGAGCACAAAUACAGCAGAAAUCGCCAUUGGCAAUGACGGAGGCAACCCAUUUUACAGGAAAGGUGAAGUAGGCGACUGGAAGAACUGUCUAACUGUUGCACAGGACGAAAUAUUUGACGACGAGAUAGCAAAACGCAUGACGGGCAUUGAUUUAGAAGUGAAAUAUUCACUGUGAUUGACGUUUCAAGACGGAUAUAAUAAAAAUCCCCCAGAAAUGAAU
Molecule: messenger RNA, 576 nt
Organism: Mizuhopecten yessoensis (Yesso scallop)
Lineage: Eukaryota; Metazoa; Mollusca; Bivalvia; Pectinida; Pectinidae
Product: sulfotransferase family cytosolic 1B member 1-like
Exons: 4
Coding region: 46-531 (161 amino acids)
Biological process (GO): sulfation
Cellular component (GO): cytoplasm
Molecular function (GO): sulfotransferase activity
Source: RefSeq, a predicted model, not a curated record